This is a messenger RNA of Trichoderma atroviride IMI 206040, 801 nucleotides long. RefSeq lists its product as uncharacterized. NCBI's taxonomy places the organism in Eukaryota, Fungi, Ascomycota, Sordariomycetes, Hypocreales, Hypocreaceae. The record is from RefSeq and is a predicted model, not a curated record.
AUGUUAUUAAGCGUGGUAUUCCUCCAUGGUCUUACCGGCCAUAGAGAGAAAACAUGGACUGCUGAAGGCGAAACUGAGCCAUGGUUAAAAACACUUCUUCCAAAGGACCUCCCGACCGCUAGAAUUAUAACUUACGGCUAUGAUGCCGAUGUGCUCCAUCUAACCCGUGUUGCUGGCCAAAACACAAUCCGAGAACACGCAAAGACUCUCAUCAAUGAUCUUAGCGCUCUUCGAACGGACACUGUUGGACGGCCCAUCAUUUUUGUGGUGCAUAGCCUUGGAGGGCUGGUAAUCCAGGAAGCUCUCCAAAUCUGCACUAAUCCGAAUGAUGAAGCCCAAAGUGAUCUUCUUUCGUCUACACGUGGGGUUGCUUUCCUCGGGACGCCACAUGCAGGAUCUGAUCUGGAAAAGUUCGCAACGGCAGUGAUAAACAUUGUCCGCAUCGCUAAAAAUCCAAACAAAAAGCUUCUGGGUGUUCUUAGAAGAAAUUCAGAGAUUCUGGCAAACAUUAAAGACGGAUUUCUUACCAUGGUUAUGAGGCGACUUCAAGAUCGCCAGAACAGUCUCAGGCCCAUCGAGCUUCACGCCUUCAUCGAGGAACAACCGGUGGAUUUUCUGAAACGCCGCGUCGUGGAACCUGAUUCGGCGAAAAUACCCGGCUACAACUAUGACACAAUCCCGGCGAAUCACAUGAACAUGACAAAGUUUAGCACAGCGUCCGACCUAGGGUAUCAAAGACUUCUGAACAGGCUGAAGCGUUGGAUUGGUGAUGAAAUCAAAGAUGGUACGGAGUCACUUUAA